UAGGUCUUCAACUCCACAGGCCACACGCAUCAUCCUCGCCGGCCUUGCCCCCGACUGCUCGUAUAAAACGGACGGGGAGGCAGCCUCUCCAACUGACCGGGGAAGUCACACUCACACGUUCGCGUGUUAGACUCUCCUGAAACCAGCGUGCUGUGCCGCCCGGGACGAUGGCGCCGCGCCAGCCGCUGCUCCCCAGUUUCCUCUACGCGGCGUCGUCCGGCGUCAACGGCAGCAGGGAGGCGCCUCCGGUGGUGGCGGGCGCCCCGAGCGAGCCGCUCGGCAAGAUCGAGAUGUUCUCGCCCGCAUACUACGCAGCGGGCGCCUUGGGAGGCGCCGCGGCCUGCGGGUUCACGCACGCCGCCGUCACGCCGCUCGACGUCAUCAAGUGCAAUAUCCAGAUCGACCCCGCCAAGUACAAGAACACCUCGUCGGCGUUCAGCGUGGUGAUGAGGGAGCAGGGCCUCCGGGGCUUCUACAGGGGGUGGGCGCCGACGUUCGUGGGCUACAGCGCUCAGGGUGCGUUCAAGUACGGCCUCUACGAGUUCUUCAAGAAGACGUACGCCGACAUGGCCGGCCCCGAGCACGCCGCCAGGUACAAGACCCUCAUCUACCUGGCGGGCUCGGCCACCGCGGAGGUUUUCGCCGACGUCGCGCUCUGCCCCAUGGAGGCCGUCAAGGUCCGGGUGCAGACGCAGCCCGGCUUCGCCAGGGGACUCAGCGACGGCUUCCCCAAGAUCGUCAGGGCCGAGGGCUACGCAGGGCUAUUCAGAGGACUGGUUCCUCUUUGGGGGCGACAGAUUCCUUACACCAUGAUGAAGUUCGCGACGUACGAGAACAUCGUGGAGAUGACCUACAAGCACCUCAUCCCCACGCCGAAGGAUCAGUGCAGCAAGCCUCUCCAGCUCGGGGUAAGCUUCGGGAGCGGCUACGUCGCCGGAGUUUUCUGCGCCGCCGUCUCGCACCCUGCAGACAACUUGGUGUCGUUCCUGAACAACGCCAAGGGAGCCACAGUUGGAGAUGCUGUCAAGAACCUUGGCCUGUUGGGCCUCUUCACUCGUGGCCUCCCUCUUCGCAUCCUGAUGGUCGGCACCCUGACUGGCGCUCAGUGGGUGAUCUAUGAUUCCUUCAAAGUUAUGAUUGGACUGCCAACGACUGGCGGAGCGCCUGCUCCUGCUACUGUCCCAAUGGAAGGACUCGGAGAGCUAAAAGCCUCUGCCUGAAGUUCUAAAGUUUGACAGAGAGUAUGCAUGCUUCCGUCCAUAGCGUAUACUGGUGACUGUAACAGACCCUCACCCCCACCAGAAAAUAUUGUCUCAAGCUGGUGAUUUUGUUUUGAAUAAGAUAAGUUAUUACUGUAUGCUACGAGUAUAUAAUACGACAUGUAGAAGACUAUAAGUUACUAGUCACAAAGUUGAUAAAUCAUUUUUGGGUGAAAUUUAUUUGGGUUCGUACUGGAUUGUGUUCCUCCAAUAUAAAUUGUGUUCCUCCAAUAUAAAUGUAUUCAUAUCGAACUAUAUAUGUAUAUAUGUUGCAACAUGGCUUCAAUCAAAUAUAUAUUGUCUUUUUUGGGGAAAA
This is a messenger RNA of Zea mays, 1575 nucleotides long. RefSeq names its product mitochondrial phosphate carrier protein 3, mitochondrial. The transcript has 6 exons. Bases 168 to 1220 code for a protein of 350 amino acids. Gene Ontology annotation, cellular component: mitochondrial inner membrane. The record is from RefSeq and is a predicted model, not a curated record. Gene Ontology annotation, molecular function: phosphate transmembrane transporter activity. Gene Ontology annotation, biological process: mitochondrial phosphate ion transmembrane transport. NCBI's taxonomy places the organism in Eukaryota, Viridiplantae, Streptophyta, Magnoliopsida, Poales, Poaceae.